Molecule: messenger RNA, 1236 nt
Organism: Scomber japonicus (chub mackerel)
Lineage: Eukaryota; Metazoa; Chordata; Actinopteri; Scombriformes; Scombridae
Product: tripartite motif-containing protein 16-like
Exons: 1
Molecular function (GO): protein binding; zinc ion binding
Source: RefSeq, a predicted model, not a curated record
AUCUGCUCUCGUCAUGAUGAGGUGAUGAAGAUAUUCUGCCGUACAGAUAAGAAGUGUAUCUGUUAUCUGUGCACUAUGGAAGAUCAUAAAUACCACGACACAGUCCCAGCUGCAGCAGAAAGGACUGAGAGGCAGAGAGAACCCGAGGUGAGUCGACUAAACAUCCAGCAGAGAAUCCAGGACAGAGAGAAAGAUGUGAAGCUGCUUCAACAGGAGGUGGAGGCCGUCAGUCGCUCUGCUGAUAAAGCAGUGGAGGACAGUGAGAAGAUCUUCACUGAGCUGAUCUGUCUCCUCCAGAAAAGAAGCUCUGAUGUGAAGCAGCAGAUCAGAUCCCAGCAGGAAACUGAAGUGAGUCGAGCCAAAGAGCUUCAGGAGAAGCUGCAGCAGGAGAUCACUGAGCUGAAGAGGAAAGACGCUGAACUGACGCAGCUCUCACACACAGAGGAUCACAACCAGUUUCUACACAACUACCCCUCAGUGUCACAACUCAGUGAACCUACAGACUCAUCCAGCAUCAAGAGACGUCCUCUGAGAUACUUUGAGGAUGUGACAGCAGCUGUGUCAGAGCUCAGAGAUAAACUACAGGACAUCCUGAGGGACAAAUGGAUAAACAUCUCACGGUCAGUGACUGAAGUGGACGUUUUACUGCCACAACCAGAACCCAAGACCAGAGCUGAGUUCUUAAAAUAUUCACGUGAAAUCACUCUGGAUCCAAACAUAGCAUACACACGGCUGUUAUUAUCUGAGGGGUUCAGAAAAGUAACAUAUACGUUACAUCCACAGUCUUAUUCUAGUCACACAGACAGAUUCACUGAUAAGUGGCAGGUCCUGAGUAGAGAGAGUCUGACUGGACGUUGUUACUGGGAGGUGGAGUGGAGAGGAUCAGCAGUUUGUGUAGCAGUCGCAUACAAGAAUAUCAGCAGAGCAGGACAGAUAUCUGUAUUUGGAUGUAAUGACAAAUCCUGGUCUUUAGAUUGUAAUCCUUACAGGUAUGGAUUUCGGUUCAACAACAUUCAAACUACCCUCUCAGGUCCUGAAUCCUACAGAGUCGGAGUGUACCUGGAUCACAGAGCAGGUAUUCUGUCCUUCUACAGCGUCUCUGAAACCAUGACUCUCAUCCACAGAGUCCAGACCACAUUCACUCAGCCUCUCUAUGCUGGAAUUUUAAUUACUGGUGGAGCCACAGCUGAGUUGUGUAAAGUGAAAUAGUCAGAAGUAGGGGUGUGACGAGAUCUC